AGUCUCAGACAGAAGACAACUACAAGACUUAUCUCUGUCACACAGCUUCUGGCCGAGCCAUCCGACUGCUGGUUUAUCUGCUCCGAAACACACCCUCUCACUGGGGAAGUGUCACUCCGCACCCCCCCUCCACCUCCUCAUUCCUGCUGACUCCCUGUUCUCCUCUCUCGCCUCCUCGUCGCCUCGCUCUUCUUUGGAUGCCAGUAGCUUCUAGUCAUGGAGCAGACAACAGUCACACACCAGCCCGGGCUGUCGGUCACCAAUGACUCAGCAUCAGCAGAUCAAGAGGAGGAAGUGGGGGGCUUCACCGCAGGAAGUGAAGAUGACUCGAGGUCAAAUGAUGUCCCUGCAGCGACGGACCCGGUACUCACGCAGCCCGGCCUCGGUGUCACCACGACAACCAUCACCACCAUCACACAGACGGGAGGAGGCUGGAGCACAGGCCUGUUUGACGUCUGCGGAGACAAGAUGACAUGUAUUCUCGGGGCUCUGGUGCCGUGUUGUUUGGACCUGAGUUUAGCUCACCAGUAUGGCGAGUGUCUGUGCAUGCCUCUGCUACCAGGAUCCACUUUUGCCAUGCGAGUUGGGAUCAGGGAGCGGUACAAGAUACGGGGAAGUGUGUGUGAGGACUGGACCACAGUGUGUUGCUGUUAUCCUCUGGCUGUCUGUCAGAUGAUCAGAGAGAUGAAGCGGAGGAUGAAGACACAGACCUAUCAUGUGUCCACCGCCCUCGAAUCCUCCUGAAGAAACUCUACACAGUCAAUGAAGCCUGUCCUUUUACUAUGCAACCGAGACCGGCGAGGGCCAGCUGAGAUCACUCGUACUGUAUGAAUAGCACAAAAAAAAAAUCAAUACUAUAACAUUUUAAAUACCCCUGGAGAUACCUUGGACAAUGAGUCAAGCCCAUCCUACACAUUUAAAGAAGACUGGAAAGGACACACUUUGAUUAAUAGCAUAAACGGCAAAAAGAAUCACAGCUGUAACGUCUCAAUCAGUGUGCAGGGCUUAAAACAGUCUUGGAGGUUGUUAUACUCUGACUGAAACCUGCAUUUAAACUGCUGUUGGACCGUUCUGGAGAAGAUAUUGUGCAGGUAACAAUAUUCUGCUUUCCUUGCAGAGGCAGAGACACAUCAACUCCCCGCAUUCUGAGACAGGAGAGAAGCAGGUGGCAAGGCGCACGCUUAUUUGGUUUCAGUAGCUGUCACUGUCAGCAAACAGCACUAAACAUCUGGCACAACUCUCAGUCACACACUGGAAACUUUCAGAAAGCAGACAGCUUUUUAAAAUUCUGAAUAUGUUUAUAUACAUGCAGCUUGUUCUAUCUCAACCCCAGAACAGGCAGUGCUCCAACUACUGAAACUGACGUAUCUUUUUUGAUCAUCUUCAUCAGGAUAUAACCAUAAUCGGAGCCAUUAAACCCAGUUUGUACAUAUUGUUGAACAUUUUGAUUCCUUGUGGCAUGAUUGCAUCACUGACAGAUUUCUGUAAAAGUCUGAAAUAACAUUUUCUUGGUCACCACUAGUAGCAUAGAGUAGGUUUUAAGUUGACAGCAUAAUCAUUCUAAACGGGCCCCUUUGUAUUUCCUGUUGCAAUGAUUCUUAAUACAGUAGCUGACAGGAAACAAACAGGGGCCAAAGCUGUUUCUGUGGCAACAGAAUAGCAAUGAAAAGGUCCAUCUUUAUUUGAAACAUCAGUCUGAGAAACUUCUGCGGCCACUUUUGUUUGUGCCGCUCACAAUGAUAAAAACUUAAAAGCUGUCUGUGCUGUAGAUAUUCAGCGAAGCUCUCUGACUAUUCAUAGGGACAAUUUCUCCAGUAGAAAGUGGCACAAAUGAAGUGAAUGUGAUUUGGGUGAACCAGCCCUUUCAUUUUGUCUCGCACUCCAAAGGUCACCAGACGUUGUGUUCGGUCCCUCACAGACGCACGGGGAAGAUGAAGUGAUUAAACAUAAAACUUUCUAGACCUUGAGGCACACAUCGUGAAACAGGGACAUAACUCAACAUCAGGGACAAUAUCUAUAAAUCAGACUGUUAAAUCUCAUUUUCAGCAUCAUGUUUAAAUCCGAGCAAAGCCAGAGAGGCACAGAGAAGCCCAGUCAGCUGUGUUUGAUAUUAGCUGUCAUUUGGUUUUCAAAGGAUUUCGAGAGUUGUUUUAUUUAUUUGUGAGCCGGUCCUUUCAGUAUGCAGAACCACUUGUCUGAUUACCCGGCAAACAGGCUGCGGCAUAGCUCCGAUUACAGUCAACAGUUCAAGUACAGUCUGAUGAUAAUAAAAGGCCAUUUCCAUAUUUCUGAUAUUCUUUUAUCCUUCUGUUUCUUAGUUCACCUCAGGCAUUCAAUCUUAUUAUUAAUCCAGCCCUGAUUGCUGUGGUUCCCUGAACCCCCAAAUGCCAACCAGAGAGAGUGGAUGUGGAAAAUGUUAUUUCGACACAAAGUUGGUCGGGUCCUCUAAGGGCAAAUGUGUAAUUUGUUAACUCUCAUGGAUGUGGGCCCCUACCUGCAGCUGCCUCAAAUGAAAUGGGGGAAAAGAGAAAGCUGGUUUGGUGUGGAGGGAUGUGAAUAAUAACAUUUAAUCAUAUUUUGCAUACUGUACAGUACACUGCACAUUUAAAGGACUUAAUCUGCCAAAUGAAAAUAAAUAUUUUUGAAUCAUUGCAA
This is a messenger RNA of Epinephelus lanceolatus (giant grouper), 2655 nucleotides long. It is a transcript of the gene plac8l1, whose product is annotated as PLAC8 like 1. NCBI's taxonomy places the organism in Eukaryota, Metazoa, Chordata, Actinopteri, Perciformes, Serranidae. The record is from RefSeq and is a predicted model, not a curated record.